AUGGUCGCGCAAGUCGACGAUGCGGAGUGGCAGGCGAAAGGAGCAGCUGGACUCGGCUCCAUCUCAUCGCUCUCACCAGAGUGCACGCCGCUCAAGCAUCGAUACGACUCUUGCUUCAACCUUUGGUUCAAAGAUUACCUCGCGAUCGGCGACGACCAGAUCCGGGAGCAGCAGCGACAGGGGGAGGCAUCAGGGAGCGGAACAGCGCAGCCAGCCGCCUCGAACAGCGGCAAGAAGAGGUCGAGUUGGUUCUCGGACGCAUCCUCCAGCUCUUCGGGCUCGACGAGGGCGUCGUCAAUAGCGGAACCCGACGUCGAAUCCAGCAAGCGUGCCAUCAUGGAGCGCUACGACCGAGAUUGCGGCAAGCUCUUCAACGAAUAUCAAGCUUGUGUCAGGGCCUUCCUCAGGAAAAGGGUGCCAAGAUCGUCGACCCUGUGCGUCGUGAGCACCCGCAUGGCCAGCCAGGGGUCCUACAACGGCAGCCCGCCAAAUAACCGAGGCAAAGAGAAAGAGUGA
This is a messenger RNA of Pseudozyma hubeiensis SY62, 516 nucleotides long. RefSeq lists its product as hypothetical. Bases 1 to 516 code for a protein of 171 amino acids. The transcript has 2 exons. NCBI's taxonomy places the organism in Eukaryota, Fungi, Basidiomycota, Ustilaginomycetes, Ustilaginales, Ustilaginaceae. The record is from RefSeq and is a predicted model, not a curated record.